Messenger RNA from Dromiciops gliroides (monito del monte), 5334 nucleotides. RefSeq names its product pumilio RNA binding family member 1 (gene PUM1). Bases 128 to 3715 code for a protein of 1195 amino acids. The record is from RefSeq and is a predicted model, not a curated record. Lineage: Eukaryota; Metazoa; Chordata; Mammalia; Microbiotheria; Microbiotheriidae. Gene Ontology annotation, biological process: miRNA processing; regulation of mRNA stability. Gene Ontology annotation, molecular function: mRNA 3'-UTR binding. The transcript has 22 exons. Gene Ontology annotation, cellular component: cytoplasm; cytosol.
CAGCCCAGUCCCCAGUGGGCCGCCAUGUUGUCGGAGUGAAAGGUAAGGGGGAGCGAGAGCGCUGGCGAGAGCCGAUCCGGGGGGCUGAAAUCCAUCUUCAUCCGACCGCUCCGCCCGUGUUGGUGGAAUGAGCGUUGCAUGUGUUUUGAAGAGAAAAGCAGUGCUCUGGCAGGACUCCUUCAGCCCCCACCUGAAACAGCACACGCAAGAAACAGCUAAUCCCAACAUGCCUGUUGUUUUGACAUCUGGAACAGCAGGGUCCCAGGCACAGCAACAGCCGGCUGCAAACCCGGCCCUUGCGGCAGGGACUCACUCAAGCCCCGUCCCAGGAUCUAUAGGGGUGGCGGGCCGCUCCCAGGACGACGCCAUGGUGGAUUACUUCUUUCAGAGGCAGCAUGGUGAGCAGCUUGGGGGAGGAGGAAGUGGUGGCGGCGGCUAUAAUAACAGCAAACAUCGCUGGCCUACUGGGGAUAACAUUCAUGCAGAGCAUCAGGUACGAUCCAUGGAUGAACUGAACCAUGAUUUUCAAGCACUUGCUCUUGAGGGAAGAGCUAUGGGAGAGCAGCUCUUGCCAGGUAAAAAGUUUUGGGAAACAGAUGAUUCCAGCAAAGAUGGACCAAAAGGAAUAUUCCUGGGUGAUCAAUGGCGGGACAGUGCCUGGGGAACAUCAGAUCAUUCAGUUUCCCAGCCCAUCAUGGUGCAGAGAAGACCUGGUCAGAGUUUCCAUGUGAACAGUGAGGUCAAUUCUGUAUUGUCCCCACGGUCGGAGAGUGGAGGACUAGGAGUUAGCAUGGUGGAAUAUGUAUUGAGUUCAUCCCCUGGUGAUUCCUGUUUAAGAAAAGGAGGAUUUGGCCCAAGGGAUGCAGACAGUGAUGAAAACGACAAAGGUGAAAAGAAGAACAAGGGUACAUUUGAUGGAGAUAAGCUAGGAGAUUUGAAGGAGGAGGGUGAUGUGAUUGACAAGACCAAUGGUUUACCAGUACAGAAUGGGAUUGAUGCAGACGUCAAAGAUUUUAGCCGUACCCCUGGUAAUUGCCAGAACUCUGCUAAUGAAGUGGAUCUUCUGGGUCCAAACCAGAAUGGUUCUGAGGGCUUAGCCCAGCUGACCAGCACUAAUGGUGCCAAGCCUGUGGAGGAUUUCUCCAACAUGGAGUCCCAGAGUGUCCCCUUGGACCCCAUGGAGCAUGUUGGCAUGGAGCCUCUUCAGUUUGAUUAUUCAGGCACGCAGGUACCUGUGGACUCAGGAGCAGCAACUGUGGGACUCUUUGACUACAAUUCUCAACAACAGCUCUUCCAAAGACCGAAUGCCCUUGCUGUUCAACAGCUCACUGCUGCCCAGCAACAACAGUAUGCCCUGGCAGCUGCUGCCCAUCAGCCUCACAUAGGUAUGUUUUCAGCAGGUUUAGCUCCCGCCGCGUUUGUCCCCAAUCCAUACAUCAUCAGUGCCGCGCCUCCAGGGACGGAUCCUUAUACAGCAGGAUUGGCCGCUGCAGCAACUCUAGGGCCUGCUGUGGUCCCUCACCAGUAUUAUGGAGUUACGCCCUGGGGAGUCUAUCCUGCCAGUCUUUUCCAACAGCAAGCUGCCGCUGCCGCUGCAGCAAGUAAUUCAGCUAACCAGCAGACCACUCAGCAAACUCAGCAAGGGCAGCAGCAGGUUCUUCGUGGAGGUGCCAGCCAACGUCCUUUGACCCCAAAUCAGAACCAGCAAGGUCAGCAAACUGAUCCCCUUGUGGCAGCUGCUGCAGUAAACUCUGCUCUUGCAUUUGGGCAGGGCUUGGCCGCAGGGAUGCCAGGGUAUCCUGUCUUGGCACCAGCUGCUUAUUAUGACCAAACAGGGGCCCUUGUUGUCAAUGCUGGGGCUAGGAAUGGUCUGGGAGCUCCUGUGCGCCUUGUAGCCCCCGCCCCCGUCAUCAUCAGCUCCUCAGCAGCACAAGCAGCUGUUGCAGCCGCUGCAGCCUCUGCCAAUGGUGCAGCCGGUGGUCUUGCAGGCACCACAAAUGGACCAUUCCGCCCAUUAGGAACCCAGCAGCCUCAGCCCCAGCCCCAGCAGCAGCCCAACAACAACUUGGCCUCCAGUUCAUUUUAUGGCAACAACUCACUGAGCAGCAACUCACAGAGUAGUUCCCUCUUUUCUCAGGGCUCUGCCCAGCCUGCCAACACUUCACUUGGAUUUGGGAGCAGCAGCUCUCUUGGAGCCACUCUGGGAUCCGCCCUUGGAGGAUUUGGAACUGCAGUGGCAAACUCAAAUACUGGUAGUGGCUCCCGCCGAGACUCCCUGACUGGCAGCAGUGACCUAUAUAAGAGAACAUCCAGCAGUUUGACCCCCAUUGGACACAGUUUUUAUAAUGGCCUUGGCUUUUCUUCCUCUCCUGGACCUGUUGGAAUGCCUCUCCCUAGUCAGGGGCCAGGGCAUUCCCAGACACCACCUCCUUCUCUCUCUUCACACGGAUCUUCUUCAAGUCUGAACCUGGGAGGGCUCACCAAUGGCAGUGGAAGAUACAUCUCUGCGGCUCCUGGAGCCGAAGCCAAGUACCGGAGUGCAAGCAGUGCAUCUAGCCUGUUUAGCCCCAGUAGUGCCCUGUUCCCUUCUUCUCGAAUUCGCUACGGCUUGUCGGACGUCAUGCCCUCUGGCCGGAGCAGACUUUUGGAGGACUUCCGUAAUAACCGCUACCCCAACUUACAGCUGCGUGAAAUUGCAGGGCACAUCAUGGAAUUUUCCCAAGACCAGCAUGGCUCCAGAUUCAUUCAGCUGAAGCUGGAGCGUGCCACACCAGCUGAACGCCAGCUUGUCUUCAAUGAAAUUCUACAGGCUGCUUACCAGCUAAUGGUAGAUGUCUUUGGGAACUAUGUUAUUCAGAAGUUCUUUGAAUUUGGCAGCCUUGAACAGAAGCUGGCUUUGGCAGAAAGGAUCCGAGGGCAUGUCCUAUCCUUGGCUCUGCAGAUGUACGGCUGUCGGGUCAUCCAGAAAGCCCUUGAGUUUAUUCCCCCAGACCAGCAGGUAAUUAAUGAGAUGGUUCGGGAACUAGAUGGCCAUGUCCUGAAAUGUGUGAAAGACCAGAAUGGCAAUCACGUGGUUCAGAAGUGUAUCGAAUGUGUGCAACCUCAGUCCCUCCAGUUUAUUAUUGAUGCAUUCAAGGGACAGGUAUUUGCACUGUCUACACAUCCUUAUGGCUGUCGAGUCAUUCAGAGGAUCCUGGAGCACUGUCUUCCGGAACAGACGCUUCCCAUUUUGGAGGAGCUUCACCAGCAUACGGAGCAGCUUGUCCAGGACCAGUAUGGAAAUUAUGUAAUCCAACAUGUAUUGGAGCAUGGUCGUCCUGAGGAUAAAAGCAAAAUCGUAGCAGAAAUAAGAGGGAAUGUGCUUGUGUUAAGUCAGCACAAAUUUGCAAGCAAUGUUGUAGAAAAAUGUGUCACUCAUGCAUCUCGCACGGAACGCGCCAUGCUGAUUGAUGAGGUGUGCACCAUGAAUGACGGCCCUCACAGUGCCUUAUACACCAUGAUGAAAGAUCAAUACGCCAACUACGUGGUCCAGAAAAUGAUUGACGUAGCUGAACCAGCGCAGAGAAAGAUUGUCAUGCACAAGAUCCGGCCUCAUAUUGCAACUUUACGCAAGUACACCUAUGGCAAACACAUUCUGGCAAAGCUGGAAAAAUACUAUAUGAAGAAUGGGGUGGACUUGGGGCCAAUUUGUGGACCACCCAAUGGUAUCAUUUGAAGCAAUGAAUUCUUGAAAAACUCAGUGGCCAACAGGCAAAUCCAACCAGCAACCGGAAAUACUCCAAUAUACAGUUACAAAAGGGUUAAUGGUUGCUCACCUAUUACAGAGAAAAAUCAAACAACUAAAAAGCCUUUGUAAAUUUCUUUAAUUUUAUUAUGCAUAACAUGUACUAAUUAUUUUUUUUAAUUGACUAAUUGCCCUGCUGUUUUACUGGUGUAUAGGAUACUUGUACAUAGGUAACCAAUGUACAUGGGAGGCCACAUAUUUUGUUCACUGUUGUAUCUAUAUUCCAAGUGCAGAAACUUUCAGGGUGGUUGGUUUAAAAAAAAGAAAAAAAAUGAAAAAAAGGUUUUUAACUCAUCUUGCCUAGCUGGCAAAUUUUGCAAAUACUUGUUUUUUCCCCCCCAUUUUAGUCAAAAUUCAGAAGUUCUCAUUUUAGUUAAAUGGCACAAAACCUGCAUUUAAUGCUGUUUAUAAAUAUUAAAAGUUUCAGAGUUGCUAAAGCUUCAGUUUAAGAGAAUUUUAAGUUUAUGAAACUUUUUAAAUUGCUUUUUUGGGGGGAGUAGAAUAUGCUAAAGAACUUAGCUUAGUCAAUUUUUGGAAGGAUGAACACACACCCAGGACCUUUUAAAAGCAGGGUGGGUGUGUUUGUUUACUGCCGACUUGAUUGAUUCUGUUCAAAGGCAAAAUGUGAUUAUUUAGCAUGAGAAAAAACAAUCCAACUCUGCUUUGGUCUUGCUUCUAUAAAUAUAUAGUGUAUACUUGGUGUAGACUUUGCAUAUAUAAAAAUUUGUAGUAUUUUCUUGUUUUGAUGUCUAAUCUGUAUCUAUAAUGUACCCUAGUAGUGGAACAUACUUUUGAUUGUACAAUUGUACAUUUGUAAACCUCUGUAAUGUAAAUGUGGAGAAGUUUGAAUCAACAUAAACCCGUUUUUUGGUAAGACAAAAAAAUUAGCAAACCUGUGCAUUUCAAUGUAUAUUCACACCUUUUAUGGUCGUAGCAUAUAGUGUUGUAUAUUGUAAAUUGUAAUUUCAACCAGAAGUAAAUUUUUUCUUUUGAAGGAAAUGUUCUUUAUACAGCCUAGUUAAUGUUUAAAGAGAAAAAAAAAAGCUUGGUUUUAUUUGUCACCUCGUGGAACAGUAGCGAGAUCCUUUCUAAAUGUUCUACAAAAUGACUCAGUUAAAAAAAAAAUAGUGUUUUUUUAAUCUUCCAGGAGUAACAUGUUUUGCUUAUUUUGUGACAGUAAAAAGGACGUGCAAAGGUUCAGCCCCGCCCUGUCCCCCAAUCAGAGCCCCUUCCACCUUGUAAAGUGUGAAGCCCGCCCUUUUUGUACAGAAGAUGAACUGUAUUUUGCAUUUUGUCUACUUGUAAGUGAAUGUAACAUACUGUCAAUUUUCCUUGUUUGAAUAUAGAAUUGUAACACUACACGGUGUACAUUUACAGAGCCUUGUGUAUAUUUCCAAUGAACUUUUUUGCAAGCACACUUGUAACCAUAUGUGUAUAAUUAACAAACCUGUGUAUGCUUAUGCCUGGGCAACUAUUUUUUGUAACUUGUGUAGAUUGUCUCUAAACAAUGUGUGAUCUUUAUUUUGAAAAAUACACACCUUUGGAAUCUG